Miniopterus natalensis is the source of this 1021-nucleotide messenger RNA. RefSeq names its product mitochondrial ribosomal protein S11 (gene MRPS11). Gene Ontology annotation, molecular function: structural constituent of ribosome. Lineage: Eukaryota; Metazoa; Chordata; Mammalia; Chiroptera; Miniopteridae. Gene Ontology annotation, cellular component: ribosome. Gene Ontology annotation, biological process: translation. The record is from RefSeq and is a predicted model, not a curated record.
GCAUACGAAGCGGCUAAGAGCGUUAGCGGACCUCACGAGAGGACUCAGACGACUUUUCGUCGCUGCCCUCCCCCCAGGCGUCCAUGGUGCUGGCGCCGCGGACGGGCGCCCACUGGGGCCAAUUCAAGUCAUGCAGGUUGUGAGGAGCGCGGCGUCUCGGCUCCUGGGGUCACGGGCUUGGCCCCCCGCGGGCAGGCUCGCGGCCCGGGGGCCGGCCGCCGCCGUCCACGCGGGCGCCCAGCAGUUGCAGGACGCGGCGGCCAAGCGGGAAGCUGAGAAGGCGGCGGCUCCGGCUCCGGCUCCGGGCCGCAGCGGCUACAGCAUUUACCCUCCAAUUCCAGGACAAGAAAGCUCCCUGAGGUGGGCAGGAAAAAAAUUUGAAGAGAUCCCAAUCGCACACAUUAAGGCCUCCUAUAACAACACACAGAUCCAGGUAGUCUCUGCCACUAAUCAGCCCCUUGCCCGCACUUCCUGUGGCACAGAGGGGUUUCGGAACGCCAAGAAGGGCACAGGCAUCGCGGCACAGACAGCAGGCAUAGCUGCCGCAGCGAAAGCUACAGGGAAGGGUGUGACCCAUGUCCGUGUGGUGGUGAAAGGCCUGGGGCCAGGGCGCUUGUCUGCCAUCAAGGGACUGACCAUGGGGGGCCUGGAAGUGAUCUCAAUCACAGACAACACACCCAUCCCACACAACGGCUGCCGCCCCAAGAAGGUUCGGAGGCUGUGAUGGGAAGGAAGCCUGCACCUGAACCUGACCUCAAGCCCCCACCUCCAGACCUCGUGGAAAGCACACUGUGGAGCUCCCUCCAGAGAGGGGCUUGUUGGAGGUCCUUCAGACAGUAAGGGACAGCUCUGCCUCACAUGGUGGCCCUCGUUGUACUUCUGACUGGAGAUCACGUGCCCAGAAGUAAGGCCAUCCUCUCUUGGACACAUGGGUAGCCAAAGGGGCAGUUGUGGCCCAGACCCCAACCAGUAAAGGCUGCCCUGUUCUAAAAAAAUAAAAGAAUAUUCUCUACCAUCUGAA